GCAAAAACUUUUUUUUGUGAUUCACUUUCCAGAAGGUAUCCAUUUCCUGCAAAUAAAAUUGUAUCGAGAAGUAGCAUCAAACUUUCAGCUGCUUUGUUGACUAAAUUGUAAUGAUUUAGCGGACUCAUCUCUUUGGGAGAAGAACAAUAAAAACAAAUAUCAACAGAGAUGGAACCAAUGCUUCAACACGCGAUGCAUAACUUCACUGAGCCGCAGUUCAACAAGUAUGGGAUCCCAGAGCGGUUCGGAGGGCACAUAAUAGCAGGGACCUUCUCAACCCUGGUGGGGCUACGGUGGCUGUUCUGCGCGUUCAAGCGCUACUACCUCUGCAUGAGGGAGGCAGCCAUCAAGGGGUCUAUGAGACGCAAGUUCACCAGCAGUUACGUGUACCCGAGCACAUGGUUCCCUGGCCUGCCCGUGGAGGCCGCAGUCCUUACAUUGUUCGCCUUUGGACUCGUAUUUAUGGAAAUCCAGAACGCAAUAGGGCACCCAACAGAUGAGCAUCACCUGGCGCAGAACUACAUGCACAUCUGCUUGUUCUCCCUGUUGGGAAUCCCUCCCAUCAUCGCCAUCUUCAGGCACUUCAGGUAUCCUGUGCUGCCAGGUAUGGAGUACCUGACUGGAGCCGUUGGGAACGCGUUAAUGAGCAUGCUUCUGGUGCAGCACACGCUGCACCAGAACGCGAUGAACAAACAGGCACACCUUCACCAGGUGAUGUUGUGGAUGACAACGGCAGUUGUCUUCAUCGGCGAAAUGUUAAACAUGGACAAGCCGAUCUUCCCUGUAUUCCGCGGCUUCAUGUAUUGCUUAACGGGAAGCUUUACUGCUCAAAUGGAUUUCAUUUUAUGGCCUCUUCACGGCAAACCUUGGCCCGCUGAGGAUCAUUUCUAUCUUUUCAUGGAGACCAUGACUUUGACGUGGCACUUUUUCGCGCAACUCGUCGUCACUGGCGUCAUCAGCUUCAUCGCACUUGUGUUCGUCAAGCGACUUACGCCAUCCCAGGUGACGAAAGAACUCGACAUCAGCCUGGGCGGCGGCGCUAAAGGCAUAUAUGCUGACGAAGAGUCGAUCGAGGGACGAUAUUGUUUGUUGAAAUAUUGCGAUGACUAUUGAACAUGGUUUAUCCGCGGUGAAAACUGCACACAAUUUAUGAUUUCACUUAUUAUGGUGAAAACUGUAGCUAAUGAUGUAGUUAGUUAUUUUAGUAAGUCUUGUUGUGAAUCUAAUGUCUGUGGUGGCAGUGGUUGUAGAGAAUGUUAUUCUAAUGUUGCUAAAUGCCGAUUGGAGCGGAAUGGAUCGUGUUGUGAUAUGGCCUUCUGGCUAACCAACAAAUUAUGCACACUGUAUAUAUAUUUCUUUAUAGGAAAUUUCAUGAAUUUGCAUGAAACUUGAAAUGUUCACUCGCAAUAUAUUAGUCUCCCUAGGAACUUGCAGUGUUACGAUCACCAAACUGAAAUGAAAUAGGGCAAAAAAAAGAACACAAUACACAAUCGUUUUGACUGAAGCUAAUCAGGGAAUGCUUUUAUUUUUUUUAGAAUGGGAAUAUUGUAAUUAUUUUCAUUCGACGGGUCAAUCAUGUUUCUGAUCGCUAUAUAAUAUUCUGAUAUUGUUUGAAUAGAGCGUCGAUAUAUCUGACUUAAGUUAUAUGUUAGACUGUGUAAAACGUAGGUUGAGGGUAAAUUAAUUAUUAACAUGAGUUUUGAAAGUUAUUUGAAGAUUGAGAAGGCUACAGGAAUUUGGGAUGAACUGUGUAAAGCUUGUAUUAGGUGCCAUUAUUCUCAAGACCAUGAGACCGAGGGUUUGUUUAUAGUUUGAAAUGGCGAGGGUAUCAAAGGUGCUGAACCUUGUGAAACUCAAAACCGUCGCGGCGUCACUUCGAGGGUAUAGGCUUAAAUGUGGGCAACACCAGCAUAUAAAAGGUCCCUAAAAUUCACGCAAAAGAUUGUUCUGCGGAGGUGACCGACACGCGAGUACGGUCUGCAGUCUGCGGACGUUGCGACGGCCGCGGCCGUGAGGCCAGUGGUUUAGACGUUGUCGAACAUCGACGGUCGCGAGAAACCUAGACUUAUCGAAGCAGCUACGAUUCCUGUGAGCACGUCAAGAAAAUAUACAAGGGACGGCCACGACUUUGACAUAUUAAUGCACGGUCAACAUCAAGACUACGGCUGCGACUCAACCGUGAGACAAUGCAAAGUUGUACAACGAUUAAAACGCCCGGUAUCAGAAGAUUCACGUUUUCGAGCACUGCGCAACAACAGUUCUCGUCGGUACGGUCAUCAGAAUAGUACGGUCACAACUCUAAUUAGAAGGACGGGACGGUUACAGUCAUCAACCGCAGUACGACAACGAGCUUGGAGAAUAUCUUCGACUAUGAAGACGAACACCGCUAUUCCGAAGUACGGUCGCAUCAUAAAUUCUGUGGUUAGACCGGCCGUGAGACAUCACUAUAGCGCGGGAAAUACGGCUAUGAAGAAAGAGCAACUGUUAAAGGGGUUGCGAGGAUACAGCAGCGGUACGGUCACUUGGAAUACGGCUGCAAACGUGCGCGUGAGGUACGGUCGUUGCGGGAGUCGUACCAUUCUACUGGAGCGUUCUACGGCUCAACGUUUCCUGGUAAAAAUAGAAGAUUUUAGUGGUGUUAACUAAUAGCUUUUCAAUUUUGAUUGUGUUCAAAUUACCUUUUUCAUGUACUAGAGAUUUUUUGUAAACGUAGGACGUGAACUUGGAUUUUCCAAUUUAAUAUGAAAUGUA
Hyalella azteca is the source of this 2751-nucleotide messenger RNA. Its product is annotated as transmembrane protein 45B. Bases 169 to 1113 code for a protein of 314 amino acids. NCBI's taxonomy places the organism in Eukaryota, Metazoa, Arthropoda, Malacostraca, Amphipoda, Hyalellidae. The transcript is spliced from 6 exons. The record is from RefSeq and is a predicted model, not a curated record.